Molecule: messenger RNA, 535 nt
Organism: Pyrus x bretschneideri (Chinese white pear)
Lineage: Eukaryota; Viridiplantae; Streptophyta; Magnoliopsida; Rosales; Rosaceae
Product: UPF0676 protein C1494.01-like
Exons: 2
Coding region: 206-520 (104 amino acids)
Source: RefSeq, a predicted model, not a curated record
ACUCUCGAAGUAUAACACGAAACGAUUCAUGCUUUGGCGUUGACGAGCAAAAAAUUUGCAACUUUUAACCCCAGUUCGAACUCCCACAUACGCUUUCUUUGAGACCUGCAAAAAAACAGAGGAGUCGGAAAUCCAAAAGCUUUUCCUCCACUAUCCAUUUCAUACACUCGAUUCUCAAUUCCUGCCACUUCAGUUCCCCCGGAAAAUGGCAACCCAAAUCACUAACGGCGACGGAGCCGCCAGUGUCUCCGCCCUCAACUGCAUCGAUCUCUCAAGCUCUGACACCCACCGAUCGGUCUCUUUGCUCAAACAGGCGUGUUUGGAUUGCGGGUUUUUCUACUUGCUGAAUCAUGGAAUAAGCGAGGAGUUCAUGGCGGAGGUGUUUGAUCAGAGUAGGAGGCUUUUCGAGUUGCCAUUGAGUGCAAAAAUGGAGCUUUUGAGGAACAAGAACUACAGGGGAUAUACCCCUUAUCUCGACCAGCAUCUCGAUCAUGAAAACCAAGUUCACGGUUUGUAUUAAUCAUCCGGAUAGUAC